Colias croceus (clouded yellow) is the source of this 5029-nucleotide messenger RNA. RefSeq lists its product as uncharacterized. Lineage: Eukaryota; Metazoa; Arthropoda; Insecta; Lepidoptera; Pieridae. The coding region runs from base 492 to 4460 and encodes 1322 amino acids. The transcript has 11 exons. The record is from RefSeq and is a predicted model, not a curated record.
UCUAGAGUUGCAUGUCCUCAAAUCAAAGAAAACAGCCAACAGCUGCUGUGUACUGUGUCGCUGUUUAAGUGACAAAAGCCGCGAGAUGUAUAUAAACAUAGUUAUCUUUUGAAUAAACUUUCUGUCAAGUGAAGAAGUGACUAAGAUUUGUGUUUUAACUGUUUUAGUAUUUACAUUAGAACAACUGUACUUUUGAAAACAUCUGUUACUGUUGUUUUUCAAACUAGGAACGACUCAGUGCAUGGACGUUGCAGUUGUUUAUAAAAAGAAAGUUAAAACAAGUCAAUUUCCUUUGCCUUGUCGGUAUGAAUUAGAAAAAAAAACUUAAGUUCAUGGAACUGGUGUGACUGUGUUUAUGUGUUAUGAUGUCGAAUAUAUAAUAAUAAAUAAGUACCUAUAAAUACAUUUCAAAGUUUUUUGUGAGUGAAGUAUUACAUAGUAAGUGUUUAUACGGUUGUACAUGUUGAAAAUGUAUUCUGUUAUUUAAAAUAAUGUUAUCUCAGCCUAAAAACAGAGUUCAAGCUAUAAAAAGUAAAUUCGAGAGCUUACAGUCUGAAACCGAAGUAUUGGUUAUAAAGAAAAACACAUCGCACUUAAGCAAAUAUACCGAUUACAAACAAAGCGCAAGUAAAAUCAAUUCUGAACACGACAAUUCCAACAAAGAGAACAAGGAUGAUGAACUAUCACAGGAAGAAAGUAAUUUCGUCAAUAAUUCCGAGUUUUUGAGUCAGGACUGGUCAAUACAGCCCAAUACUAGUUAUUUAUACAGUAGUAAUGACUUGAAGAUAAGUUUAUAUGACACAAAAGUAUCUUUAUCACGCCAGUCAAGUGAUCCAGGGAAAAAAUUACAUAGAAGUCAUGCGUUUCGCUGUGAUCGGAGCCAGAUUAUUAGCCAGGGUCCCAAAAGACAUGGAAGCUGCAACGGGCGGUCAGAAACCAGUGAUUUUUCAUUAAAGAAGAGCGAUAAGAAGCUUUCAAAGGACAGAUUAAAACAGUUGGGUAACUUCAUAGAGGAUCAAAUGAGGAAAGAAAACUUUAUAGCAUCUAAUUCUAUUAGUAUUGAAGAAAUAUCUGAUAAAUCGCCAGAUUCCAUACCUGAUUCAGAAGUACCGAGACAUAUAUUGGAUCAGUAUGCUAAAGUGGAUAAAAACAAGAAAACCGACAAGCAAGAUUCACUAACGGAUAGUGGAGUUAGUUCAGAAACAGAAAAUGUGGAUGAAGAAAGAAACAGUAAAAUUAAGAAGCUUGUUUCUCAAUAUGAAAAGCCGGAAAAAAGUGAGCAGUCUAAUUUAGUAUCUAUGGACGAUCUCUGCGGUUCAAAUGAAACAAUGCGUUUGGAACGUAAAAAUCCACAUCUUAUCCUCACAGAUACACUUAAAAAGGCGUUAAAACAACCUUUACCCCCAGGACCGCCACCGAAAAAACCACCUCGAAUUUUCGCCGCUCCAAGCCCUGAACAACCGGAAAAGAAGAAAGAUACAAAAAAGAUGCUCGAAAAACUAGAACAAGCUCUACAAAAACGCGAAUCUAAAACACACAACCCAAACAAAAACAUGUACGAUAUAUCAGAAGAUAAUGUUACUGAUAAGCCGAAAGAAAUACACUAUCUGUGUACCGAAAUAUUAGGUAUCACGAACAGGACAUUAACAAAUCAAAGCCGUGAUCCGUUUUCCAAGUGCCUCAAUUCGUUAAAUUGUGCCAUGAUGACAAAUAAUUCAACAUUAAGUCUUCCAUAUACGCGGCUCAACGAUAAACUGCCGUGUUCGUGUAGCAACGAAAACAUAUCCAGGCGAAUAAGCACAUUCCAGAACGAUUCAAAUUUGGAAUCCAACGAGAAGUGCGAUAAGUGUCGUUUGAACGAGGACAAAGAAGGUUUUAAGUGUCAUUUAAAUUGUAAGUGCAAAGUUUUGAAUUCGGAAUUCUAUUUGCAAAAAGAACAUAUUUAUGAUGUGCCAUUUGUGGACCAUGAAAAAAGUGAUUAUGGUGUUCUGAACAAUUGGAAAGGGAAUAUUAGCCGAAGCAUGGAGGAUUUAAGGAACAAGGAUAGUGAGGAGCAGAAAAUCUACGACGAGCCAUGCGACGUGUCUCGUCCAGCAACACCAGAGGCAGAACCAGUGAAAACAGACUUCCAGAAGCUACGGGAAAACUUCGAGACGCUCCCAGAAGUUUCUAGAAUGUUCGAGAAGCCGAAGAUCUCUAAGAAACCGCUGACAAAGAUAUGGAAGAGCACGGAGAACGUGUCCGACGAAUUCAAGUUCGUAAGGAAAACGGUGGAGAAGAAAUUUGCAACUGAUUCGAAGAAAUAUAGACGCACAGACAAAGGGGAUAAGGUCGGAUUUAGUUUACCGAAGAAUGAUAGCAGUCAACUCGAUGUCGAUAGAGAAAAUUUAAACCGUCUAAUGACGGAAAUAUACGAGACCGUAACGGCCGCCUGCAAGAUGGACGAGAACAAGCCGGGCAGCUUUCCGACUGAUGCUUCAGAUUCUACUAGUGAAGAGUCCGUAAAGCUAACGCGAAGUCUAACAGAGAAACGUAAGAACUACGUGCGUCGGGUGUCCUCCAGGGUAGCGUACUUGGACCAGAAGAAUGUCAAGACGCGUUUUCGACACCAAACGUCCGUGUGUUCAUACAAAUCGGAGGUCAUAGACAAUCCGUACUCCACGUUCCGAUCGUGGAAGAGUUUCCGAACGUCGCAGAACAAUUUGAAUCUGACGCGCGAUAUGUCAAUAGACAGCCAGGAUUUGACAGACGCGAAUGGGUUGUCUAUGGCCGGGAGUAUAGACAAUUUGAGUAUAGAUGAGAAGACGGGGUGCGUGGAUAUUGGUCUGCCAUUUGAGCCGAGGGAAAGGGGGUUGUUUAAUGUGUGUCUCCUUGUUGGACUGAAUUAUAUGAGCGGCCAGGCGUAUGUGAAAAGCGUGUUUCCUAAUCAGGUACAAGUACCGCCACACAUUGAGAACCUGAUAUUCCCGGAGACACUCAGCCCCGGCUCGUUGGGCGAAUGGUCGGCUGAUAAGAACGCGCAGUGUUAUUCGUUGGUGCUGACCGAUGAGAGAGGGGAACGGGCUUAUGGAUACUGCCGCCGCGUGCUACCGGAAGGUGCUACUACGUGUCUACCUCUAUGCUACUGUGUUAUUGGCAAAUAUAGAGCACCGGGCUUUUAUUAUAAGAUCCUACAAGAAAUAGAAGCACACCACGGCAACCCAGAAAUAGAGAUAAAUCAAAUUUUGCAACAAUUAUUCGAAACGGACUUCCCCAAUCCGGGCGAGCAAAUAACAAUAACAUAUAACAGAACAGAGAGUAAAGAGAAAUCUAACUCUCUGCUAGGAGAGUUGAAGUCCAAAACGAUCCCAAGGAGAAACGAUAUAUCCAUUAAUGUUAGUGUGAAAAGAGAAAUUGGAACGGAGAAAUUUGAUGUAACAGAGAAAUUUGAUGUAACGGAGAAAUUUAAACGCGACAGAGAGAUUGUUGUUGACACGGAGAGUUUGGAGAAACAUGAACUGCCGGAGUUUUAUGAUGUCGAGAAUAAUAAUGGGGUGAAGAGAGUUUUGAUUAGUUUGGAGAGUCCGAGGACACGCAUAAUAAAACGACCAAUCGAACCCCGGGCGGAUGAGGACAAUAUGUCCAUACUAUUGGACAGUUUUGGUGCUGGUCUGGUGAUCAAAGUGUUUGGAUCGCUCCUGCUUGAACGGAAGGUGGUGGUAAUGGGAGACCAGCUCGGCACUGUUUCCUCUUGCAUGGAGGCGUUACAAAGCGCGCUAUACCCGUUUGUCUGGCAGCAACCGCUAAUAUCGACAAUCCCGUCGGAGAUACAGAGAGAUGUGUUAGAAGCCCCCGUGCCGAUAUUGGCUGGGAUGUUGAAAACUGAGGAGUGCGAUUUUAGCGUGCAGUUUGAAGAGGGUAUGCUCAUAGAUCUAACGAAUACUGGCAAAGUGCUUUUCUACCAAGGCGACGAAUCGACCAUCCUACCUACAUCCAGCUAUAAAACAUUAAAAACGUCACUACAAAUGGAGACGAACAAACAGAAAGACAGACAGGACACGAAAACAAGGAAUGUCAUGAUUUCUGAGGCGUUUUUGAGGUUCUUUGUAGACAUUUUGGGUGAUUUUUGGCGGUAUUUCGUGGAAAGGGAGGUGAAAGAUGGCGAACUGGGUAGGGAUGGUGUUGUUUUUGAUAAAGACGCGUUCAUAAAGAACACUUCAUCCAAACAAAACCAAUACUUCCUAGAAUGGUUUACGGAAACGGCAAUGUUCAACCAUUUCAUACAAAACAUGGUCAGCUACCAACAUGCAGGCGAAAAAAAACUGAUCGACACACCCUUGACCGAUUUUUACGAACUUUUCAACGAACGAGUGCAAAGUCGUAGUAAAACCAACGCUAAAAUAAGUGAGAAGAACUAUAAAAGUGCAGUGAAUAAAAAAGUUAAGUUGCUCAAAACUAAACUGAGGGAUUUAGUUGCUUAGUGGAGUUUGUGAAACUCAAUUUUUAACUUGUUUUGAGUGAAAAUGUGAGGAACUAUAUUAACUCUAUACUUUGAGUUAACUCAUUUUGAGUUUAGUUUAGCGCUUAGGGAAAACAUUUUGUAUUGAGUUAACUUAUUUUGUGAAAAGGUGAGAAGCAAUUGGUCUUACCACAAAACGAUUUAAACACAGUCUAACUUUAAACCAGGGAUCUGUCACUUUAAUACUUUUCUAUGUGAAAUACGACAAAACCAGAUUAAAGAGAACCCGCGCUUAAAGUUACACCCUGUCUAAAGUUUUUUGUGGUAAGACAGUAUGCGUUUAACUCAACUGUUGAGUUAACUCAUUUUGAAUGGAGCUAACUUACUUUGUAUCGAUAAAACUUAUUUUGAGUUAACUCAUUUCUAAAUAGUCAUUUGAGUUGACACAAUUCACUCCGUUUGUGUGAGAUAAUGUUAUUUUGUAGCGAAUUUGUGAAAUUCAUAUCACUUAUAAUUAAGGCAAAAGACUUUGAUGUGAAACAGUGUCCUAUUUUUACCUUGAUCUUGUUAAAUUUUUGUAAUAAACCAGUA